AUGGAUACUGGAUCAUCCGUGAGCCUGAUACAUCGGGAUCUGAAGGAGGAGUUACAAGUGAAAGGAUCCCCCCGACCAUUUUCUAUAGCAUGGACUAACGGCUCAAUUCAGGAUGAGCCUGAUAGUCAAACCGUUUCCAUUUCGAUAAAAAAUCAGGCUGGCAAAUUUAUAAACCUUGAUGGUCUUAGAACCGUUGAGUCCAUGGUAUUGCCAAAACAAACAGUCAACGCGAUUGAACUAAAAAGAAGGUACCAAUAUUUGAGAGGCAUUGACUUGCCGAAUUAUCGUGAUGGUACUCCGAAGAUAAUAAUCGGAUUACCGCAUGCGCACCUAAUGUGUGCAUUAAGAACAAGGGCUGGCCGCUCAGGCGGACCUAUAGCUAUUCAAACCCACUUGGGAUGGGUGUUAUUAGGGGCAAAAGGUUCGCAUACUAAGCGAGCUAAAUUAUUUUCUAUAAUAGAAUCGAAGAAGAAGCAGGCAGAGAGAGAAGAAAAAACUAUGGCAAACAUUAUGAAAGAUUUCUUCUCAACGGAAGAAUUUGGUGUCAAACUAGACUGCGCCUUACCAAAGCCCAAGGAUGAAGAAAGAGCGAAGCAGAUCAUGAAGGAAACUCUUAGAAAAAAGGAAAGGGGUUACGAGAUAGGGCUACUGUGGAAGACGGAAGAUAUAAAUUUGCCCGAAAGCUAUGGCCAAGCUCUGAGACGACUACAAAGUUUGGAAAGAAAGCUGGCACAAGAUGAAACAUUAAAAAAAUGGUACCACGAGGAGAUAGCCGCAUACUGCAAAAAGGGAUAUGCGCGUGCUGUCGAUACGUGUGAACUAAAAGGAAAUGAGAAUAAUCCCAAGGUUAAUUAUAUUCCGCACUUUGCUGUAGUGAACUAUAAUAAACCUGUACCUAAACCGAGAUUAGUAUUUGAUGCGGCUGCUAAGAAUAAGGAGCGUAGCUUAUCUCUCGGGGACGAGGAGUAUCGCUGGAACAACGAUAAUCCAGUACCGGAAGCACCGCCAGUUGAAGAAAACAACGUCGAGGAGCAGUUAGUCGUCGACGAGGAGUACUUCGAGGAGUACUUCAAAUGA
This is a messenger RNA of Anopheles moucheti, 1077 nucleotides long. RefSeq lists its product as uncharacterized. The transcript has 4 exons. The coding region runs from base 1 to 1077 and encodes 358 amino acids. The record is from RefSeq and is a predicted model, not a curated record. Lineage: Eukaryota; Metazoa; Arthropoda; Insecta; Diptera; Culicidae.